UAAACAUUACAGUAACCCAGAAGCUGAAGGGACUUGACAGGAACACCAUCAUCAUAUUCUGGACCCAAAGCAGUGGGAGAAGUGUAGCAAGACUCGUGGUUUGUGUAACGCCAUUCAAGAAAGCAGAAUAAUGUGGUGCCAGCCUUUCUUGUUCUUAUUAACCAUGUGUAGCUUGGGAGUGGCUACAUUCGACAACCCUGUCCGGCUGACAAGAACGGUUUCUUUGAACCCUUUUUCGACUACACACACUCAGAAUGACGACCUGACAGAGGUUACAGCGGUACACGUUCCUCCACAGGACUUUGGAUAUUAUCAUUUCAGUCCAUGGAGUAAAAACAGGUACAUGCUGGUUCUCGAAAGUCAUGACAGCGAUCCGGAAUGGGACCAAAAACCUCAAGAUAUCACUAUGACCAAAAGACAGUUUGGAGCCUGGGGUGGUAAAAGAAGCGAUUACAUAGAAGCAAAAGAUGAGAUUGAUUCUGAAAACCUCGAGAAAAGACAAUUUAAACCAUGGGGAGGAAAACGAAACUCAGCAUUCUCCCAAGAUUUAAUCCCUAGCUUGAAACGCCAAUUUGAUCCCUGGGGUGGAAAAAGAGGAUUUAACGCUUGGGGUGGAAAAAGAGGAUUUAACGCUUGGGGUGGAAAAAGGGGGUUUAACGCGUGGGGUGGAAAAAGAGGAUUUAACGCUUGGGGUGGAAAAAGGGGAUUUAACGCAUGGGGUGGGAAGAGGGGAUUUAACGCUUGGGGUGGGAAGAGGGGAUUUAACGCUUGGGGUGGAAAGAGGAAUUUCAAUGCAUGGGGCGGAAAGAGGAAUUUCAAUGCAUGGGGCGGAAAGAGGAGUUUCAAUGCUUGGGGUGGAAAGUAAUAAUUAUUUAGUGAUUAUUAAUGUAACUGACUAAAAAAUUACAAUCCUUCUUAGAUUUGAUUGUCAAAACAAAAUAUAUGAUUUAGUCUAUUCCAUUAAAAGUAAAACUGUACAUAAAAUACAAUUAUGAAAUAA
This is a messenger RNA of Limulus polyphemus (Atlantic horseshoe crab), 1000 nucleotides long. RefSeq lists its product as uncharacterized. NCBI's taxonomy places the organism in Eukaryota, Metazoa, Arthropoda, Merostomata, Xiphosura, Limulidae. The transcript is spliced from 2 exons. The record is from RefSeq and is a predicted model, not a curated record. The coding region runs from base 131 to 865 and encodes 244 amino acids.